Messenger RNA from Cebus imitator (Panamanian white-faced capuchin), 1009 nucleotides. It is a transcript of the gene PLP2, whose product is annotated as proteolipid protein 2. The record is from RefSeq and is a predicted model, not a curated record. Lineage: Eukaryota; Metazoa; Chordata; Mammalia; Primates; Cebidae. The transcript is spliced from 5 exons. The coding region runs from base 160 to 618 and encodes 152 amino acids. Gene Ontology annotation, cellular component: membrane.
CCCCGCCCGCGUCAGCUCUGCGCGGUGAUUCACUCCCUCCUUCGCCCCGGGGCCCCCUUCCCGGCCAGACAGCGGGCAAGACGGCUGGGUGUGCAGCGUCCUCGAACCCACGAGCAAGCGAGCAAAUCCUCCGAGGCCCCAGGGACUCUAGCCCAUGCCAUGGCGGAUUCUGAGCGCCUCUCGGCCCCCGGCUGCUGGGCCGCCUGCACCAACUUCUCGCGCACCCGAAAGGGAAUCCUCCUGUUUGCUGAGAUUAUAUUAUGCCUUGUGAUCCUGAUCUGCUUCAGUGCCUCCACACCAGGCUACUCCUCCCUGUCGGUAGUUGAGAUGAUCCUUGCUGCUAUUUUCUUUGUUGUCUACAUGUGUGACCUGCACAGCAAGAUACCAUUCAUCAACUGGCCCUGGAGUGAUUUCUUCCGAACCCUCAUAGCUGCGAUCCUCUACCUGAUCACCUCCAUUGUUGUCCUCGUUGAGAGAGGAAACCACUCCAAAAUCGUCGCAGGGGUACUGGGCCUAAUCGCUACAUGCCUCUUUGGCUAUGAUGCCUAUGUCACCUUCCCCUUUCGGCAGCCAAGACAUACAGCAGCCCCCACUGACCCCGCAGAUGGCCCGGUGUAGGCGAACUCCCCUCAUUUCUCUCUUCAGUCUGCAAAUAACUCCUCCAUUGAAAUACACCUUUCCAUCCCCACAACAUUCCCAGCCAAUGAAUUCCCACCCCCUCAUUGAGGUAAAAGUGCCUAUAUUGGGAGGCUUUUGUCUUCUAGCCUGCCAAUCAACCCUCCUGGGUGUGGCCACCAUUAUGCUUGUGCCUAGGUCCUCCUUCGGCAGGAUCCAAUAGGAGAUACCAGUUCUGCCUGAACCAUGCCCCCACCUAAGUCGUAAAAUGAGGGAAGAGGGAGACUUAGAUUUCAGAGUCCAGGCCCCAGGUUGUGACCCACUCCAAAUAAUCUCCUCCGUGUGGGUGGUGGUUCUGUAGAGGGAUAAAUAAUAAACAUAUUGUUAAAAUAUA